Staurois parvus is the source of this 564-nucleotide messenger RNA. The record is from the annotation of a GenBank genome assembly. Lineage: Eukaryota; Metazoa; Chordata; Amphibia; Anura; Ranidae.
CUUUACUGGACAUGUUUAACCUCCCUGGCGGUAUUCCCGAGUGUAGCUCGGGGUAAAGUUUCUGUACCAAAAGCGGUAACCCCGAGCUACACUCGGGCUUACCAUGUGGCGCUGCAUAGGGAGUCCCUGCAGAGCUUACCUUGUCCUUCACUCCCGCGAUAUGUCCCCUGCAGCAUCCCCAGCCAUCUGCUCCGGCUGAUGCCGGCAUCCGGCUUCUGUGUUCCGGUCCCUGUGACGUCGGGACGUACGGGCGCCGCCUCAGGCGGCGGGAAAUUUGAAAAUUUUAAAAAAAUUUCAUUUUUUUCAAAACGAAUUUUACAUAGUAAAACAUUGCUGUUUCAAACCAUUUCACAUACAUUUUGUCCCGAGUGCUUUGUCCUGUGCCCUGCCUGCAAUUUUACUGUUCUUUCUGCCUGUAAACUGAGAAACAUGCAUGGCGUCCAAAAAGUGUCCCUUUAGGUCAAAAGCGGUUUUAGACCAGCUAGAGAACAGCGAUAGUAAAUCAGAACCACUUGCAGAAUUGAGUGAUAAUGAUUCGUGGGGAAAUUCGUCAUCAGACACUGA